Molecule: messenger RNA, 765 nt
Organism: Aspergillus nidulans FGSC A4
Lineage: Eukaryota; Fungi; Ascomycota; Eurotiomycetes; Eurotiales; Aspergillaceae
Product: phosphatidylglycerophosphatase
Exons: 1
Coding region: 1-765 (254 amino acids)
Molecular function (GO): phosphatidylglycerophosphatase activity
Source: RefSeq, a predicted model, not a curated record
AUGAACCCUCCAAACACCAACAUCCGCGCCUUCAAUCUCGCCGUUCAAACCCUCCUAAGCACACCAUCCCAGUUCCUGCCGCACCUAACAGUCCCAACAAUCACCCAGCUCCCCGAGUCAAUUGGUCCGCUCCUCGAAGCCCAGUACGGCCGAAAAGCAGGUCAGCAACCCGAAAAAGGGCGAGAAAUAACAAUACGCGCCCUGAUUCUUGAUAAAGACAACACGCUCUGUCCCGCGAAGACAACGACUUUCCCAUCGAAGAUCUACGCGCACCUCCAUACGCUCCGCAACUCACCUACAUCUCCAUUUAACAUUUCCACUGCCCCAAACUCCAUCCUCAUCGUUUCGAACCGUGCGGGAUCGCAUCCGCGUUACGAAUCCGAGGCUCUCGAGAUUGAAGAGCGUCUGGCAGAACUCAAAAUUCCAGUGUUCCGGUUACCGUCAUCACCGAAGGAGGGCGUGAAUGUUGAGAAAAAGCCGUUCUGUGGAAAUGAGGUGCUAGAGUGGUUCCGGGAGCGAGGAGUAGUGCAGCGAGCCGACGAGAUUGCUGUUGUGGGAGAUCGGUUGGGGACGGAUGUGCUCAUGGCUAAGGAGAUGGGGGCAUGGAGUGUUUGGUGUCGGGACGGAGUCGGGGAGGAGGUGACAAAGGGAAAGAGGAAUGUGCUUGAAAAAAUGGAAGUCUGGGUAGAGCGAUAUUUGAGGGAGUCCAAAGGGUUGAAGGCUCCGGCGCCAAGGGGGUUCGAGUCGAGAGAUGACUGCAAUUAG